Molecule: messenger RNA, 5681 nt
Organism: Scatophagus argus
Lineage: Eukaryota; Metazoa; Chordata; Actinopteri; Scatophagidae
Gene: jak2a
Product: Janus kinase 2a
Exons: 24
Coding region: 388-3786 (1132 amino acids)
Biological process (GO): cell differentiation; cell surface receptor signaling pathway via JAK-STAT; cytokine-mediated signaling pathway
Cellular component (GO): cytoskeleton; cytosol; membrane
Molecular function (GO): cytokine receptor binding; non-membrane spanning protein tyrosine kinase activity; ATP binding
Source: RefSeq, a predicted model, not a curated record
CUGCUCAUAUGAGGAGGCAACGGAGGGUGAGUCAGGGUAGUGGCUGGGGGGGGGGUUAUAGUUGCGUUUUACAACUAACUCAAAUCGUCAUGUCAGACAAACAGCAGUGAGGUCGGGGUGAGUUAACAAGCUGUCGAUAUGAAAACAGCUGAGGAAAAGAUGUGAAGACAACGGAAUGGCAGUGGACGGGGCAAAUAACGAUGCAAAUGUACUUUUGUUGACGGCUAAUGUCAGCCCGAGGUCCGCGGCUUAGCUAGCUAACGCCACCAGUUCACUCGGUUGGACUACAAAGACAGACUGACAGACCGGUGCUGAUUUAGGAGAACUCAAGCAGCCACAGGACAUCAGAAGACAACAGAAAGAGUGGAUGUUUUUUUCAAACAGCACAUGGCUUGUAUUCUGCUGACAGAUAUGGAUCCACCCACCUGCGGUCCCACGGCACAUCACAAUGGUCUCCUCCCUGAGCUCAACCCAGACACCAGAGUCGACCCCAAGCAGGCCAUGGGUGCCACCUGCCUCACUAUCCACCUUUACUAUGUGGGGAAGGAUGGAGAAGGGGGUGGGGCCAACGGUUCAGAGAGUACGCUCACGUUUCCAGCUGGGGAGUACGUAGCAGAGGAACUGUGCAUUAGUGCAGCGAAAGCAUGUGGGAUUGCUCCAGUGUACUGCAGCUUGUUUGGCCUGAUGAGGGAAAGUGACCGGGUUUGGUUCCCUCCUAAUCACAUAUUUAAAGUGCACCAGACAGCCAGUGAGACCCUGCACUUCAGAAUCAGAUACUAUUUUCUGGGCUGGCAUAACAGUGGCAAUUCAUCGUAUGCCCAUCGUUACGGCCUGUCCAAGGGCAUGGAGAGCCCUGUGAUGGACGAUUGUGUCAUGGCGUACCUAUUUUUUCAGUGGCGCAGUAACUUUCUGAAUAGCUGGGUUCAUAUUCCAGUGAGCCAUGAAGCCCAGGAGGAGUGUCUGGGCAUGGCGGUACUGGACAUGAUGAGGCUCGCCAAAGAGAGCGGUCAGUCACCUGUGAGAAUCUGCAACGAUAUCAGCUACAAGUCCUUUCUGCCAAAGUGUGUGCGCAGCCACAUCCAGGAAUACAACAUUUUGACUCGGAAGAGGAUCCGCUAUCGCUUCAAGAAAUUCAUCCAGCAGUUCAGUGAAUGCAAAAUGACAGUGUGUAACCUCAAACUCAAAUACCUGAUGAGCCUGGAGACGCUGCUACCCUCCCUCUACUCUGAACGCUUCCAAGUCACCGACCUCUCUUCACGUGAGGUUACCAUUGUUGUCAUGGGCAAUAAGGGCAUCCAGUGGUCAAAAGGGAAAGAUGAGGAAGCAGAGGAGGAGCUCCAGACAUACUGUGACUUCCCAGAGGUGAUUGACAUCAGCAUCAAACAAGCCAAUAAGGAAGGCUCUGUGGAGAGUCGCAUAGUUACCCUAACCAGACAGGACAACCAGAUAUUGGAACUGGAGUUCCAUUUGCUCUCGGAGGCUCUCUCAUUCGUUUCAUUAGUCGACGGCUAUUACAGACUGGUUGCAGAUGCGCAUCAUUACCUGUGUAAAGAGGUGGCCCCGCCAAGACUUCUGGAGUGCCUUCAGAGCCACUGCCAUGGCCCUGUGUCGAUAGAUUUUACGCUUGAUAAACUGCGUCGUUCUGGUAACCACCAAGGCCUGUACCUCCUCCGCUGCAGCCCCAGGGAUUAUGACAAAUACUUCAUGUCCUUUGUAGUGGGGUAUGAAACUAUGGUGGACUAUAAGCAUUGUCAUAUCGUGAAGACGGAGGCAGGACAGUACAUCCUGAGCGGUGCUAAGAGGAGCUUCGGCUCACUCAGGGAACUUCUGCACUGUUACCAGAAGGAAGCGCUCCGCACUGAUGGAUACACAUUCCAGCUGACCAGGUGCUGUCCACCCACUCUGAAAGAUAAAUCCAACCUGCUGGUGUGCAGAAAGCAAGGGGCAGAGGUAUCACUGUCUCCCUCUCUCCCCAAGAACAGCAUCAGCCAGAUGGUCUUCCACAAGAUCCGAAAAGAGGACCUCGUCAUCAAUGAGAGCCUGGGCCAAGGAACAUUCACCAAGAUCUUCUGUGGUGUGAGGAAGGAGCUGAGAGACUACGGAGAGAUACACCAGAUGGACGUUGUUAUCAAGAUCCUGGACAAGGCUCACCGAAACUAUUCAGAGUCAUUCUUUGAAGCAGCCAGCAUGAUGAGCCAGCUUUCCCACAAGCACCUACUUCUCAACUAUGGGGUCUGUGUUUGUGGCGAUGAGAACAUGAUGGUGCAAGAGUACGGCAAAUUUGGUUCACUCGACACCUACCUGAAAAAGAGCAAAAACUGUGUUAACAUCACCUGGAAGCUGGAAGUGGCCAAGCAGCUGUCCUGGGCUAUGCAUUACCUGGAAGAUAAGAACCUCAUUCAUGGAAAUGUAUGUGCGAAGAAUGUUCUGCUGAUCAGAGAGGCAGAUCGGACGACUGGCAGCCUUCCCUUCAUCAAACUCAGCGAUCCGGGUAUCAGCAUCACUGUGCUGCCCAGAGAAGUUCUGGUGGAGCGUAUCCCAUGGGUGCCUCCCGAGUGCAUUGAAAACUCACAAAACCUGAGUUUAGCCACAGACAAGUGGGGCUUUGGGACCACACUUUGGGAGAUCUGCAGUGGCGGCGACAAACCACUCAGCACCCUGGACUGCUCCAAGAAGAUCUUGUUCUACGAGGACAGGCACCAGCUUCCGGCUCCUAAAUGGACAGAACUGGCCAAUCUGAUCAACAGCUGUAUGGACUAUGAGCCCUCACACCGACCCGCCUUCAGAGCAAUCAUAAGGGAUCUAAACAGCCUCUUCACACCAGACUAUGAGCUUUUGGUGGAGAGUGAUAUGGUGCCCAACAGGACAAGAGGUUCUGGCUUCCCUUGGGCCUCCGAGAGCCAGGAGUCCGCCCAGUUUGAGGAGAGGCACCUCAUCUUUCUCAAGCAGCUGGGCAAAGGAAACUUUGGUAGCGUGGAGAUGUGCAGGUAUGACCCCCUGCAGGACAGCACAGGGGAGGUCGUGGCCGUGAAGAAACUACAGCACAGUACAGCUGAGCACCUCAGGGACUUUGAGCGGGAGAUCGAGAUCCUCAGAUCCCUCCAGCAUGAAAACAUCGUCAAAUACAAAGGAGUCUGCUAUAGUGCAGGUCGAAGGAACCUGAGGCUGAUAAUGGAGUAUCUCCCCUACGGCAGUUUGAGAGAUUAUCUCAUCAAACACAAGGACCACUUUGAUUCAAAGAAACUCCUGCAUUAUGCAUCACAGAUUUGUAAGGGUAUGGACUACCUCGGCAUGAAGCGAUACAUCCACAGAGACCUGGCCACUCGAAACAUUCUGGUGGAGAGCGAGAUGAGGGUGAAAAUCGGUGAUUUCGGCCUGACCAAGGUGCUGCCACAGGACAAGGAGUACUACACUGUCAGAGAGCCUGGGGAAAGCCCCAUCUUUUGGUAUGCUCCAGAGUCGCUGACAGAGAGCAAGUUCUCUGUGGCAUCAGAUGUUUGGAGUUUCGGUGUCGUCCUCUAUGAACUCUUCACUUACAGUGACAAGAACAGCAGCCCACCUGCGGUGUUCAUGGAGAAGAUGGGAAAUGAAAAGCAGGGCCAGAUGAUUGUGUACCAUCUCAUAGAUCUGCUGAAACAGGGAUACAGGUUACCUGCUCCGGAUAAUUGUCCAAAGGAGAUUUACAAGAUCAUGAAAGAGUGCUGGAGCAGUGAACCACGACUACGCCCUAAUUUCAUGACAUUAAUCCACAGUGUGGAGGCUGUACGUGACAGCAUGGACAGAUGAGCAGCAUUGAUCCCUGAACCUCUGACCUUUAGUUGUUGACUCCCUGGGAGACAGUCCUCACAGGUCUUAUCAGGACAGUGAAUGUCUUUAAGAUGUCAGCAGUGAUGCAGUCACUGGUCUCAAAACUACGUCUUUCCACUGGUGCUCUGCAUUUCUGUCAGCCAACAUCAUGAUAACCCAUUUGUUUCUAUGGCCACAGGAGUACACAAAGUAGUACACAAAGGAUGUUAUUAGUUAGUACACUACAUGUGGCUCAGACACAAAACAAAGGAUCAUUUCUAAUGCCUUUAAGGUCAUUUCAUUAUGGGAUAAAUUAUUUUUAUUGUGUUAUUUGUACAUUUUGUAUUUUACAGAUUGAAGUUGACAAUAGUCAUGGACAAUGGGUUUUUUUAAGAAUCCUUUUUUUUUCUACUUUCAUUAACGUAUACUGAAUGUGAAAGCCUUAAAGCCAGUAGUAGUACCAAAAAUACUUCAUUAAUGCUCAGUACUUUGAUUUUGUACAUUUUUUUCCUUUUUAUGUGAAAUGAGCAGCAGCUUAUUUAGCUUCACCAAAGAGGACAUAGGAUCCUUAACAGACUGUCAGCCAUCUAACUGCACACCUGAACCUCACUGCACAGCUCAUGUGCACAUGAGCUUUUCCAGAAGGGCCGAAGCUGGGCAGAGUUCUUCCUGCUGACACCUGGACAGUCUUGUGGUUGACAGUCUUCAGACUGAUAAAGUACCAACCAUAAAUGUAAAGCAGCUGCACUUCUUUCACAAGGGGACCCUGUAUGACGACCUCAAGAAGUGCUUUUGUGUCUGAUAUCUGUGGUCACACUGGACUCUGUGUUUUUACUCAUAUUUGUUGCACAUUGAGGAUAGUUCUGUGUGUUCCCGACCUGACGAAACAACAGGAGAAUCACACAGAGUCACGUUUUCACUUGUAAGUUUGCCAUGACUUUACAGUCUGCAUAAUCACGACCAGCCUUAACACAUAUCAUCUGUUAUUUGUUUACAUCUUUUCAUGCAGUGUGGGAAACAAUGAAAUAUACAAGAGAGACUGCAAUAACUGCUCAUUGAUCUGUCUGAGAAAUCUUGUGUUGCGUCAUGGGUUCAUACAGUAUCACAGAAGGAAACAAGCUCGGGAAAUGAUGAUACUGAAGAUUGAGAAAAACUAAUGAAGGGAGGUGCUUUUAUUUACUUCAGUGACAUGUUGCCAUGGUUUUCUUUAAAAACUACUUGACUUCUGUUCAUGUCAUUGUUUUUCAUUUUCAUUUAAAGAGCAUGCAGUAUUUAUAUGUUGAGUAUAUGCCAAAAUGUAUAUUACAGGGUCAGUCACAAAUGUAUCAGUGGUUAGGGUUUUUUUUUAGCUAAAUACCAAGUGUUACCAACGGAUGAAUGGCAGUUCGGUUGUUAUUUGUGAUUUGAGACUGGUGAGAGGAAACCCUACAUAAACAGAAUCAAAUUUGCGACAUGGCAUCUUUCUUUCAUACCAUAAAAAGCGGGCCCUGUGAACAUUCAUACACCAAAUGUCAAAGACUUGAUGCCCUCUCACAUCGCUAAGACGUGUCACUGUAAAUAGCCAUGUUUUCUCACUUACAGUGUGUCUGUAAGCUCCUACUCCCUAACUUCACGGUAGUGUUGAUACAGAUGAUCUCGAUCAUCUGAAUGUUUUGUUUGUAACGUUAAGUCUGUUCAGACUGUUCAGAGUGUGAAGUUGUUUCAGAGUUGCUAUCAUGCCUAUGAUGGAAAAUGUUGCCACCUAACGGGUUAUGUUUUUUACUCAUACAAGUAUUAUUGUAAGACAUGCAUUGAUGUGUGAGACCAAAUAUGAGUAUUUUGUGAAAUAUGCAUAUUUUUUUUUGUUUUUUUUUUAUCCAAAGAUUUUCAGAAAGUAUAAAUGAUAUUUAACCAGA